Molecule: messenger RNA, 2243 nt
Organism: Amaranthus tricolor (Joseph's coat)
Lineage: Eukaryota; Viridiplantae; Streptophyta; Magnoliopsida; Caryophyllales; Amaranthaceae
Product: serine/threonine protein phosphatase 2A 57 kDa regulatory subunit B' beta isoform
Exons: 3
Coding region: 441-1919 (492 amino acids)
Biological process (GO): signal transduction
Cellular component (GO): protein phosphatase type 2A complex
Molecular function (GO): protein phosphatase regulator activity
Source: RefSeq, a predicted model, not a curated record
UAGAAAACAUAAUUAUCUUUCCAUAAAUAAUUAAAAAUCAUUACCCUCUUCCUCUCCUCUAUCAAAAAAAUGCACAAUCAAUGAUAUUCCUUCACAUAUUUUUUUUUCCUGUUUUAAGGUUUCCCACCUUUUAUUUUCUGUCUCUCUAUCUUUUUUUUUUCUCUCAAACUCAACUUUCUUCACACUCCCAAAAAAAAAAAGAAAAAUCAUUCUCUUACAUUUCCAUUUCCCAUAUCUCCCCUUUUGCCUCUUCCCAGAGAAAUACCCAAUCACCCAAAAGAAAUUGCCCAUUUUUGCGAUGUUGCGAUCAUCUGAUCAAAUGAAAUAUUUGAGUUGGGAUCUGAUUCAAAUAUUGAGUUUAAUCUGAUGGGAUUUUCAAUCUAGGGUUAGGGUUUUCUUUGGGGAAGAAGAGAAGGGGAAAUAGUGAGUGUUUUUUCAAGAUGUUGAACAAAUUUAUGAAACGAGGGAAUCGAAAAGGUUCUAAAUCAGAUGAUAUAGGGUUUUCUCCUAAUCCUCGAGGAUCUGGGAUAGUUGCUUCUUCCAAUGUGGUUGUUAAUCAUGCCUCUAGAGUUGGCGCUCCGUCUGGCCCGAAUGCUACACCACAAGGCGCAGGUGGGGCUGUUGUCGUGGCUUCCCAGCCUACAGGUUCGGUUGAGGCUCUUCCUUUGUUUAAGGAUGUUCCAGCUGCUGAACGACAGAAUUUGUUUAUGAGAAAGUUGCAAAUUUGUUCAUUUCAAUUUGAUUUUAGUGAUACAUUGAAAUCAGUUAGGGAAAAGGAAAUUAAAAGACAGACGUUGAUGGAAAUAAUUGAGUUUAUUCAAUCUGGGUCUGGAAAAAUUCAUGAAACUGUUCAAGAAGAAAUGAUUAAGAUGGUUUCUAUUAAUAUUUUUAGAUGCUUGCCCCCAUCAUCCCAUGAAAAUACUGGUGUUGAAGCUACUGACCCUGAAGAGGAAGAACCCUUUCUCGAGCCCUCGUGGCCUCAUUUGCAGCUCGUUUACGAGCUUCUACUGAGAUAUGUUGUAUCCCAAGAUACGGACACGAAAGUUGCUAAACGUUACAUUGAUCAUUCCUUUGUGUUGAAGAUAUUGGAUUUGUUUGAUUCAGAGGAUCCCAGGGAAAGGGAGUAUCUAAAAACCAUCCUUCAUAGGAUUUAUGGAAAGUUUAUGGUGCAUAGACCAUUUAUUAGGAAAGCUAUCAACAAUAUCUUCUAUCGGUUUAUAUAUGAAACAGAGAGACACAGUGGUAUAGGUGAGCUAUUAGAGAUUCUUGGAAGUAUAAUCAAUGGAUUUGCUCUUCCCAUGAAAGAGGAGCAUAAGUUGUUCCUCGUUCGUGCGCUGAUUCCACUUCAUAAACCAAAGCCAGUUGGGUUGUAUCAUCAGCAACUAUCUUACUGCAUUACUCAGUUUGUUGAGAAAGAUUAUAAGUUGGCAGAUACAGUUAUAAGGGGUUUGUUGAAGUAUUGGCCUGUUACUAAUUGCCAGAAAGAGGUUCUUUUUCUUGGGGAGUUGGAAGAAGUAUUAGAGGCAACGCAGGGUGCUGAAUUUCAGCGCUGUAUGGUUCCACUGUUUCGACAGAUUGCUCGAUGUCUCAAUAGUCCUCAUUUUCAGGUAGCUGAACGAGCCCUGUUCUUAUGGAACAACGAGCAUAUAGUUAGCUUAAUUGCGCAAAACCGAAAUGUGAUACUGCCCAUCAUUUUUGAUGCAUUGGAGAAGAACAUUCAAAGUCAUUGGAACCAAGCUGUUCACGGGCUCACUGUCAACGUCCGAAAAAUGUUCCUUGAAAUGGAUGUACAGCUCUUCGAAGAGUGUCAGAAACAAUACGAAGACAAAGUAUCUCGAGCCAAAGACGUAGAAGAGCAGCGAUUGUUGACGUGGAAGAGACUAGCGGAAGUGGCGGGUGAGGACAUGCUUACUGCUUGAACGAUUCGAAUGUUGGUUAAUUUCGUAUCCAGCAGCAUCAAGAAGCAAAAGCACCUUAUGGAUUUUUCUUAUCUCCAUUUUGGUGGUAUUCUUUUUUCUUUCUUUUUAUUUUCUUAUCUCAAAAUUUUUUGAUCCUUUGAUAUAUUUUUUUCCUUCUGACCACUGAAGAUGUUGUGGAAAUCAAAUGAGUGAUAAAAAUGUAAUUUAUUUUGUAUCAAAAAAUUUGUCAGAUGAAGAAUGUAUUGCCCAUGUCUCUUCCUAAAAAGUGUAUUUGAUGUUCAUUGCUAGAUUAAAUCCAAAUUAGAUUUAUUUUUUGGUGAUCAA